AUGGAGCCUGCUGGUCUUGCGUUAGGGCUGUGGGAGAGGUCUGUUGGUAGGUUAGAGGCCACCAGGACCAAGAAUGUUUCCAGCGACUCGGUAGACGAGGCCGUGAAUGACACCGAUCCGCGUAGAUGGGGCCGUCUGCGUCCUGUAAACAAAUUUAAGUGGCCCGGGAUAGUCUUCACAGAUCGUAAUGUAGACUUCCCAAAGUCUAAGCCUCAUGGGUAUAUUGUUGGCUGUGAUUCUGAAUGCGAGCUCAAAGACGGGGACGAGAUUACAUUCGUCCAACCACAACAAUGGGAUGGGUCACGGAAGACGGAAACACUGCAGCAUCAGCAGACGAAGAAGAAAGCGCAGCAAGAUUCGAUGAUGCAUCAAUGGCAGAGGAUGCAGUAUGGCAGCGUGGGAAGCGACAAGGGGCGUGGGGAAUCCAUGCUUGAGCUCGCACAACACCUUGAUGAUCGAGGCAACUUUCGAGCUGGAGGCCAUGGUGGCCAUCGCCAGAAUGGCCGCAGCAGCUUCAAGCCGUCAAAGAAUUUCAACUAUGAUUCGAGUCAGAAAGACAACCUCGAGCGCAGUCAAAGACUAUUCGUGGAUUUGAUUGACAGCAUGCUGGUUGUAGACCCGGAGAGGAGAUUCACCAUUGAGCAGUGUCUUUCUCACCCCUGGCUUACACUACUGGAUCCUGGAGAACAGUCGUUUGAAGAACAAGCCUCAGCUCAUGAACCAAUAAGUCUCACUUCUGUCAAGGAUACACCUUCACUUCCAAAAAUAGGACCCUCGGUGCCUGAGACCGAAGAAAAGAAGAAACUACACAUGCACGAGCUAGAUGGUCUGCUCCCACCGGCGGAGCAGGACAACAAUGGCCUCCCUCAGCGACAGAAGCCCGUCACAGAGGCACUCCAAGAGAGCCAAGAUUCGUCCGCCGCACAACCGGCUCAUGUGGACGAGCAUCUCAGAGGAAAGUCGCCAAUGACAGCCCACACGGAUCGGAUGAUGUCUUUGGAGUACGACUCAUUCACUGAGCUGGUGAGCAGUGCCGUCAAAAAUAUGAUACCGCCCGAGGUACUCUCCACUCAAAUCCCUGAGGACCUACAUAUCGAUAUGGAGUUUCAUGACAAGGGCCACAACUUGAGUACGUGGACAUGUACGCCAUCGGCUCAAGUCACCCCGGAUCAAGUUCCCCUUCGUGUAGACGGCCAUCCCGUGGUGUUGCCCGUCGAGUAUGUGUACCCCCUCACCGGGAUGUUCUCUCCGCCUCCUGAUCCGCAUCCACGCUUCAUUUCACCCUCGGCUACCCUGUCAGAUGAGGAUAUCCAUCAAAUCAUCUCUACUUUUCCAGCUUGCGUUGGAUUCUACCUCCUGGUCAAUGGGUUUCUCCAGAUCAUAAUGCCGGAUGGUUUCGAUUAUGAGGAAGGGGUACCCAGCUUGCCGAGUGAAUUUGGAGGACUGAAGGUGUCCCUUAUCCCAGAAGCAGUCUUCCCAACAGCUGGAGAGGCUUCCAAAUCCAUCCCAACCGCCACAACAACAUCGAAAAGGACUGCCCUUGAGCGUAUAUUUGGCCCAAGUUCCUCGCAGCACAGCACAGUGGCUGGUCCCGUGAGGACAACCGGUUCCUCAAGUAAUCAACCGGCCAAUGUAAUCGGGGUCUCGGUGGGCUGUACCAUACGAGCCAUCGUGCCCGGCAGUAAAUCAAAACAAAGAUUCGAGGGCAAGACCGGCGUUGCAAUCAGCCCGCGCAAUGACCUCUCGAAGAAGUAUAUCACCAUCCCCACUCAUCUCUUGACAGAUUCAGUGAUUGCGUCGAAGACGACGAGCUUAGAAUCGAACACCUGGAGGGAAAAUGUCAAGGUGUGCAUUGCUAGCAACUCGGCAGAGUUAGGAAAAGUGACAGCCGUGUUUGAUGACGAGCCCAAGUCCUUCCCAGUCGGAUUCUCCCACGACGUCAGCCUUGUUGACAUCAGCGGUGUUUCUGAUACUCCACGGGCGACCCCAUAUGCGACAGAUCUCACGUGGCUCAGCCAGCAGGAAUGGAUGGACAUUAAGUACAACUCGAGCAAUCUUGUGCUAUUAGACGACCGUUCCCGAGAAACAAAGAGCAUCGGAAUCGUGGACAGUCGUUGCCAGGUUCGUGAUGAGGUCCUUCCUUUCCCACCGCGUUCUUUGGGGCACACGCCGAGUGGGAUGCCAGUGCCAUUCUCAGCUCAUUGA
Messenger RNA from Diaporthe batatas, 2205 nucleotides. RefSeq lists its product as uncharacterized. NCBI's taxonomy places the organism in Eukaryota, Fungi, Ascomycota, Sordariomycetes, Diaporthales, Diaporthaceae. The coding region runs from base 1 to 2205 and encodes 734 amino acids. The transcript has 6 exons. The record is from RefSeq and is a predicted model, not a curated record.